Argiope bruennichi is the source of this 3530-nucleotide messenger RNA. Its product is annotated as activator of 90 kDa heat shock protein ATPase homolog 1-like. The record is from RefSeq and is a predicted model, not a curated record. Gene Ontology annotation, molecular function: protein-folding chaperone binding; ATPase activator activity. The transcript has 9 exons. Gene Ontology annotation, biological process: protein folding; positive regulation of ATP-dependent activity. NCBI's taxonomy places the organism in Eukaryota, Metazoa, Arthropoda, Arachnida, Araneae, Araneidae. Gene Ontology annotation, cellular component: cytosol. Bases 189 to 1202 code for a protein of 337 amino acids.
ACUAGAAAUUUCCAAAUUUUAUUUAUUUAUCUUUUUUAUUACGCACAAUUGAAGUUGAACGGUAACCGUCUGCCACUCUAUCCUCGUGCGCUUGAAGACCGGUGCUCUUUCGUUUGUGAUAUUCAAUAUUUACUGAAGAUUUUAAUUGUGAUACUAAUUUAUUUAUUACAAAAUAAUACAUUUUCAUUAUGGCUAAGUGGGGAGAAGGUGAUCCUCGAUGGUUAGUGGAAGAACGACCUGAUGCAAAGAAUGUGAACAAUUGGCAUUGGACUGAAAAAAAUGCCUCUCAUUGGUCAAAAGAAAAGUUUAGAGAAAUUCUUGUUGGGACUAAAAUUGACACUGAUUUUGCAAAUUGUGAAAUAACUGAAAUUUCAAAAUGUGAGGGUGAUGCUGUUGUAAAUAAUAGGAAAGCUAAACUUAUUUUUUUCUAUGAAUGGGGCAUUGAAGUGAAAUGGUCAGGUCAACUGGUCAAUAGUGAUACAGUUGUGAAAGGCACAUUAGAAAUCCCUAAUUUAAGUGAAGAGCAUGACAUGAAAGAUGUUGAUGUAAAUGUGCAUUUAGAAACAACUGGACCUGAAGCUGAUGUUGUGAAAGAUAUGAUGAGAAAAACUGGUAGUGAAGUAAUUAGGAGACAAUUAAGCUUGUAUGUUAAUUCUUUAAAAGAGGAAUUCUCACGAGGCCUUAUCUUACCAACUAAGGAUUCCAUCCAGCCUGAUGAAGUUAAAUGUGAUAAAUCUAAUAUGAAACGUAAUAUUUUUGAAAAUGAAGUUGUAAAUUGUUCUGUGAAAAAGGCAUUUGAAACUGAUACAAUUCAUACUACUGAAACAUUUAAAUGUACUGCUGAUGAUUUUUACCGUGCAUUGACUGUCAAAGAACUGGUUCAGGCAUUUACUCAAGGGUAUUGCUUAUUGGAAACUAAAGAAGGAGGGAGAUUUGAAUUAUUUGAUAACAAUGUUCAUGGUUAUUUUGUUAAAUUGGAACAAUCCAGAUUAAUACAGCAGAAAUGGAGAUUCAAGACGUGGCCCAUAGGACACUAUUCAGAGGUGACUAUUGAAAUUAAACAGAAGUCGGACUGCACCGAAGUUACUGUUACUCAAACAGGAGUACCAAAAACUGAGUUAGACAAAACUAGAGAAGGAUGGAAAAGGUUUUAUUGGGAUAGUAUGAAAAGAGUUUUAGGUUUUGGUGCUCCUCUAUUUUAAUAUUUCUCAUUACUUAUAUCUGUUGAGCAAAUAUUUUCAUCUGGUAUUAAAGUUUAUUUACCUGCCUACGCGAAAAGACCUGGAUACUAUACAUUCGAUCGAUUUAAAUACGCAUUUCUGAAGAAAAAAAAAGCUAUUAAUAUAUAUUAAACAUUAAAUAAUAUUCAAUUAUUUUAUGACUACUUUCAAGCGAUUUUUAAAAUUAUAAUUCAAUUAAUUAAUUAAUUCAAUUUCUUUGAAAUAAAAAGAUUCAUUUUUUUUUCUGUCUUGCUUCUGCUCUUUUAAGUUAUUUAUCAUAAAUAUUCAUUUGAGCCUUGUCAUGUGAUAAGAGAACAAGAUGUAUUCCUCACAUUAUUUUCUCAGGUCAUUGAAAGUUCAAAGUAGUUUAAAAUUCUGUUUGUGCAUUUUUUUCCCCCUUUCAGUCAUUCAUCUGAGCCUUGUCCUAAGUUAUUUAAACAGAAUGUAUUUCUCUUCUUAUCAUUAUUUCAGAUACAUUAAAAUUCCAGAGGGUUUUAAAAUUUUGUAAUGUUUCAUUAAGGCUGUACAACUUUUUUUUUUCUGUAUUGUCUGUGAAUUGUCUGGGAUAGUCGCAGUCCUUUUUAAUUUCCAAGAGAAAGAUUAGGAAAGUUAUCAUGCCAUCUUUAAUUAAUCAGUUCUUCUGAAAGUUUGAGAAUAGCCAUGUUGAAGAGCAUAAAUUUUUUAGAAUGUUAAUGGUACCUUAAUUCAGUCUGUGAUAAUAUCAUUUAAUUGUUUUGAGUGCCUAGCAUUUCUCCAGAUUUCUAGUUAAAAAGAAUAAGAUAGCACCAUUAUGCCUUUCUAAUCCAUCAUGCAAAAACACUAGAGUAUUAUUUCACUUUUUCAGUUUUAAGUUUAAGAACUCACAAACAUACAUUACUGUUUGAUGAUUGAAUAUGUAGUACUAUUUAUAUAUAAAUAUUAUCUGUUAUAAAGAAAACAAUUUAUAUGGUAAAAAUGUGCAAUAAUAAAAAUAAACGAAAUCAAAAUGUACAAUCAUCUUGGUUCUGUUCAUUUUUAUGGUGAUACGUUUAAUCCCUGUGAAGGCAGAGAUGUCUUUAUAGCACUCUGACACUUAAAUAUGUCUUCAUAUAUUUAAUUACAUUGUGGUAAAUACUUAAUAAAUUUAAUUUUUUUAGAUGCUGAAAUAAAUUGUUAAAUGACAUAAAAAUUAUGUUUAAUUUCCAAUAUUUUAUGUGCUAUUUGGCUUAUAUGAUUUUAAUAUACAAUGUGAUAUUCAUGAUGUCAUUUUGUUUUUUUUAUCUAAAAGCUAUUGUUAUUCAUAAAAAAAAUUAAGCACAAGUAAAUUCGAAAAAUCUUAUUUGUUUCAUUUAUAUGUAUGUUAUUUGAUUUUCCAUUGUAAUAAAAGCUUGUAUCAUACCUACAGAUCUUGUGCCCUAGUGAAAAUUUAACUCUGGUAUAUAAAUUAUUUUCUAUGCUGUUGAAGGCCCAUUCUAUUUUGGGAAUAUAUUGCUUUUAAAUGUCUCACGGGCUCUUUAUUUUUCCAUGUGAAUUGAAUAUAUUGCUAUUUAGCUACCUUUUCAAGUUAAAGAAUUUGAUAAUCGCGUGUAUACUGCUAACAAGACAAAAUUAUAUUAGUACAUUGAACUUGGAUUAGAAGCUUUGAUAUAUCGCUAAGAUAGCGGUUGAGAAUUUCUGUAAUAAUAGUAAUAUUGCACUCAGCUCCACAUUAAAAAAAUAAACCCUCUGUAUUUAAUAAAAGGCGAAUAUCUGAUUAAAACAUUAUAGUAUGAUUUCAAUGUUAAUUUACCAUCUAAUUAGUGGGAUACCUUGUGAUUGAUAUUGGUUUUCUACUUUUCGAAUUUACCCUACACUACACACGUCUUUUUACUUUUUUAAAAUGAAAGUUAUGUAUGAAUCUACUUGAAUGUCUGCAAUACAAGAAAAGUGUUUACAUUUUCUUCUUUUUUUUUAAUUAACGUGAUUUAAAUAUAUUGUUAAGUACACAAAUAAGUCAAAACUGGGUUAAAUUACGUAUUAAUCAUGAAAUUAAUUUGUAAAUUAGUACUACAAUACUGCUCUAUUUUGAUUUACUGCAAAGUUAAGCUAAAAAAAAGAGGGGAAAAAAUGGUUUUCUUUUAUAGUAAAGAAAUGAUUAAUUGCGAAGUUUAUGUUCAUUUUAUUUCAGUCACUGCCAUUUAUCAUCUAUUAAUAGUCAAUAUGCCUUAAAGAUAUAGUUGCGUAUUAUUAGCAAUUGACAGAUUGCAAACUAUUUUAAAUGCAUGUAAUAUUUACAAAAUGAGCUCCAGUUAUCUGGGGUAUAUAUUUAAAAAUUAUUUACAAGAGAAAAUU